Apis florea (little honeybee) is the source of this 2594-nucleotide messenger RNA. It is a transcript of the gene Mccc2, whose product is annotated as methylcrotonyl-CoA carboxylase subunit 2. Lineage: Eukaryota; Metazoa; Arthropoda; Insecta; Hymenoptera; Apidae. Gene Ontology annotation, molecular function: methylcrotonoyl-CoA carboxylase activity. Gene Ontology annotation, cellular component: methylcrotonoyl-CoA carboxylase complex; mitochondrion. The record is from RefSeq and is a predicted model, not a curated record. Gene Ontology annotation, biological process: L-leucine catabolic process.
CUUACAGUUCUUCGAUAAAUCCUAUGCUGCAAUUAGAUUACUGUCUUCGUGUACUAAACCAGCUGUUGAUCUGUGAAUAACUUCAUUGAGAUGGUAGUGUCCAUAAAAUAGGGAAAUAAUAUAUGUUAUAACGUGCUUAAAGUAUAACGAAUAUAAUACUUACGUAUACAUUGUGAUUCAUAAAAUUUGAGCGAAAGAAGAAUCGAUAAAAGAAUAUGUUAAGUAAAGGAAAUCUUUUUAUAAAGAAUUUAGGCUGUACCAUAAGAACGUUGCACAAUAAAGCAGUUGUUAUUGGUAAUGUACAAAAUACCAAAUGUUCGACGUAUCAGGAAAAUUACGUUCAAAUGGAAUGUGCGGUGAAUAGAUUGAAAGGCACAAUUCAAAAAAUUGUAGAGGGUGGGAAACAAAAGGCGAAAGAGAGCCAUAUAAAAAAAGGAAAGCUUCUAGCACGAGAACGAAUUAAUACGCUUCUCGAUCCGACGUCCCCUUUCCUCGAAUUUUCUCAAUUAGCUGGUUACGAAUUGUACGAUAAAGAGGAAGUACCAGCCGGUGGAAUUAUUACCGGUAUCGGUAGGAUAGAAGGGACCGAAUGCGUAGUAAUCGCAAACGAUGCAACCGUAAAGGGAGGUACUUAUUAUCCGAUAACGGUAAAGAAGCAAUUAAGGGCUCAAGAGAUUGCGGAGGAGAAUAAUUUACCUUGUAUAUAUUUAGUAGAUAGCGGUGGCGCCAAUUUGACUAAACAAGCUGAAAUAUUUGCGGAUAAAAUGCAUUUCGGUAGAACUUUCUUUAAUCAGGCAAGAAUGAGCGCGAAAGGGAUCGCGCAGAUCGCGGUAGUAAUGGGAAGCUGCACAGCAGGUGGUGCAUACGUACCGUCCAUGGCUGACGAAAAUAUAAUCGUCGGCAAGGAGGGAACCAUUUUUUUGGCUGGUCCACCAUUAGUAAGAGCUUCCACGGGCGAAGAAGUGACCGCGGAUGAAUUGGGUGGCGCGAAUCUUCAUUGUCGGGUUUCCGGAGUAACCGAUCAUUACGCCGUAGAUGACAUUCACGCUUUGUUCCUAACCCGGCAAAUCGUGAAGGAUUUAAACAGGCAACGACCAAUGCACGUUAACGUGGAUAAAAAUGUGGAUGUACCGUUACAUCCCGUCGACGAAAUUUACGGAAUAGUCGGUUUGAAUUGGAAACAGUCGUACGACGUAAGAGAGGUGAUCGCAAGGAUCGUGGAUGGAUCAAAGUUUCGCGAGUUCAAAGCGCAAUACGGGGAAACAUUGGUCACAGGAUUCGCGAACAUUUAUGGUUAUCCCGUGGGUAUAAUCGCGAACAACGGUAUACUGUUUUCGCAAGGCGCGUUAAAGGGUACACAUUUCGUGCAGAUCUGCGCACAAAGGAAAAUACCACUUAUUUUUUUGCAGAAUAUUACAGGAUUUAUGGUGGGCAAAGAUGCCGAGGCCGGAGGCAUUGCCAAAAACGGUGCGAAAAUGGUGACUGCCGUGGCUUGUGCUCAAGUGCCUAAAAUUACAGUGGUAAUUGGUGGCUCGUUCGGCGCGGGAAAUUACGGUAUGUGCGGUCGGGCUUAUUCACCGAGGUUUCUCUAUACCUGGCCGAAUGCCAGAAUAUCCGUGAUGGGGGGCGAGCAGGCUGCCGAUGUACUCGUUCAAAUUAGCAAGGAUCAACGUAAACGCGAGGGGAAGCAGUGGACCGUGGAAGAGGAGAAGAAACUGAGGGAACCAAUACUGAGGAAAUUCGAAGAGGAGAGCAAUCCAUAUUAUUGCAGCGCUAGACUUUGGGACGACGGCGUGAUCGACCCCGUCGACACUCGAGUAGUGUUAGGACUCAGUUUAUCAGCGGCGCUCAACGCGCCUAUACCAGAAACUAAAUUCGGGAUUUUCCGAAUGUAACAUAAUUCUCGAUACGAUGGGAGGAAAUUUUGUGACCUGAAAUUAUGAAAGCACGAUCCAAUAUUCGUUCUCUUCUGCCCGAUAUUUUACGCCAAACACGUGUAAAUAUAUAUAUAUUUUUUUAUACAUUGUUCUAUCACACGAACAUUCCACAAAAUAUAUAUAUAUAUAGAUAAUACCUUUGUAUUGUUUCUAUGCUUAUUUUUAUUAAUCUUCUCUUCUCUUCUCUUUACUCGACUAAAAAAUAAAGACGCCUCUCCGAACGAAACGCUGAAUACGCGCGUUUCCACUUCGCUCUCUUACUUUUCUCUCUUAUUUUUUUUUUUACAUUUUAUGCGCGUAUAUUCUUCCUUAUUACAAUUAUUAUUGAGAUUAUAGCAGCAAUUAAUUCGCUUACAAUUGUCUAACAGUUAAGUGACAUCACGUUGUUACAGCUCGUCGCGCGACUAGGUCAUCCGACAUUCUCCGCUCGCAAAGGCCAACUUUUUCUUUCUGGUACGAUAUAGCGGCUGUAUUACUUUAUUCGCGGUUAUUCGCAGGGAAGCACAGUGGGACGAUUAAUGAAAAGAGUGGAGUGGAAAAAAAAAAAAUUUGGCGGUCGCAGAGCGGAGAAAUUUCUUGAGCAGUGAGUGCUUAAUAUUAAUAUCCAAAAUCUUAGCGAUCAUUCCCCCCUAUUUUUUUUUUUUCUCUUACGAUAUU